AUGACAGUACCUCGUAACGGUCUGAUGAACGGCAGCAAAAGAAAACCGGUUGAUGUAUGGAUUGAUUGUGACCCAGGGCACGACGAUGUCGUUGCUUUGAUGAUUGCUGCAUCUGCGGAUCAUUGUAACAUUCUAGGAUUGAGCACCGUGCACGGCAACACGACUGUGGAAAACGCAACUCACAAUGCUCUUUCAGUGAUGGAGCUGUUAAAAAAAAAUGUCGACGUUCAUUCAGGCGCUGCAAAACCUUUGAUGAGGCCAUCUAAGCUGGCUACUCACAUCCACGGUGUAAAUGGACUGGCAGACAUUGCUCUUUUACCAGAUCAACCGAAGAAACGAGCUGCUCCUGAUGCGGUGGUAGCAAUGCAUCAAGCAAUUUCUCAAAAUCCUGUUCCAGUAACACUCGUUGCGACGGGCCCUUUGACAAACGUCGCUUUAAUGCUGGCCACUUACCCAAAAGUGACCGAAAACAUCGAACGACUUGUUUUUAUGGGUGGAAGUACGGGAAUUGGAAACAUCACUUCACAAGCUGAAUUCAAUAUGUUUGCUGACCCAGAGGCUGCAAAGCUAGUCCUUGAAACUUCUUCACUUGUCGGGAAACUUUAUAUGAUUCCACUGGACGUAACGCAUAACGUUUUGAUGGAUUCUUCGAUCAUGACAAAAUUACAGCAGCAUGCAAGUCCCAUUGCUGAAACCAUACUUGAACUUAUGACCGUCUUUCAGGCCACUUAUGAAACUGUCUAUGGAUUCAAAAAUGGUGUUCCUGUACACGACGCCUGUGCAAUUGUUUAUGCAUUAUGGCCCGAAAUUAUGACCUCAAGGCUUAUGCAUGCCACUAUUAGCCUUGACCACCUGACUCUUGGUCGAACAGUUUGCGAUAUUUGGUCGCAGCAGACCCAGUUUUUCCCAAACGUUCACAUUGUUCUUAAUGCUGAUGUUGCUGCUUUUUGGAAGUUGUUUACGCUUAUUGUCGACAAACUUGAUGCCUUGUGA
Molecule: messenger RNA, 993 nt
Organism: Schizosaccharomyces osmophilus
Lineage: Eukaryota; Fungi; Ascomycota; Schizosaccharomycetes; Schizosaccharomycetales; Schizosaccharomycetaceae
Gene: urh2
Product: uridine ribohydrolase Urh2
Exons: 1
Coding region: 1-993 (330 amino acids)
Biological process (GO): purine nucleoside catabolic process
Cellular component (GO): cytosol
Molecular function (GO): purine nucleosidase activity
Source: RefSeq, a predicted model, not a curated record